Messenger RNA from Mytilus californianus (California mussel), 3409 nucleotides. RefSeq lists its product as uncharacterized. NCBI's taxonomy places the organism in Eukaryota, Metazoa, Mollusca, Bivalvia, Mytilida, Mytilidae. Bases 461 to 2032 code for a protein of 523 amino acids. The record is from RefSeq and is a predicted model, not a curated record. Gene Ontology annotation, molecular function: signaling receptor binding. The transcript is spliced from 9 exons.
UGACUUUAAUACUAGUGAUUUGAUACGAAAUAGUAUCAAAAGAUUAGUUAAUAUUUCCUUAUUUGUAAAAGGGCACAUGCUCUGACAUUUAAAAUUUUGCGUUGUACACAGAUUGAAUGUCCAAAUGAAAGUGUUUUAUAUGUUAAAUAUAUAAACAUGUUACCUUUUGACCAGGUAUCAUAGUAACAUAUAAAUCUGACAUAAAACCAAGUGAAAUUUCCCGUUAACACGUAGUUGGAAAUUGAUGCUCCAUUUCAACAGGGAAGACGAUAUUACUUCCGUGUUUUGAGAAUAGAUAAAGCCAACACGUGAAGGGACUUUUAUUUUUCUCCGUUUUGGGAAUAGGUAGAAACAACACGUAAAAGUAUAUUUCUCCUUAAACGAAUAAUAUAGUGGAGUAUUUUCAGUUUCAUAACGUUGACUGUGGACAGGUCUCAGGGACAGGUAAAUCAAUGCAGACAUGGAGUUUUCAGAUGUUGGCAUUUUUUGUGUAUUCUCCGAUGGAAAAGACUGGGCAAAUUUCUUGCAAGUGAAACUCGCUGCAAUUGGAAUUUCUUCCAGUUUAGAAGGUUUAGAAAAUGAUCACACACAAUCAGUGUAUGCAGUUAAUGUUGUACUGGCAACACCGGCCAUUCUAGAUAUAUUAGAAACGGACAGGAUUACAGCGAUUAAGGCUGAUGAUUCCGUAAUGGUAUUACUAGGAGUUGACCAGGAUGAGCUUAAACUUUCAUUUGCUAAACAUAACUACAAAACAAUAAGUAAAUGGAAAUACUUUGAGACCAAACAGACUGAGAAAUCCGUAUCCGAACUUGUAACAUGUAUUCAGUUAAAGUUGGAAGCAAAAAGGCAGGCAUCAAGUGUCCCUGAUUAUGAUAUUUUACCACCACCACGUCCGUCACAAGCAAAACUACGCCACGCAGAACCAUCAGAAUUUGUGUCAUCACCAAAACUUCAAGUUGCCAUGACAGAUAAUUUCGACAAGGUUGCGGAGGUAUUCAUACUAAGCAAUAGAAAAGGUUCUAAUGAGAUAGAGAUUGUCUUAAACAAUUCACGCGAUCUAGUCAAUACAAAGGCAGUGUUCGAUGACAAAGCCUUAUACCAGAUACAAAUACCAGAAAACGCAGAAUUUGAAGAAGACUGCCAAUUUGUUGCUAUAGAUAAUGAUGAAACAAUUGGAACAGGCAGCAUUCCAAAAUUAGUGGAAGUAACUGACAAUGUUUCUUAUUCUAAGCGUAUACCAACCAAAUCAGACAUUAUUAGAGAGACGUUAGGUUUUGAAAAUGAUCCGGUUCCAUUAGUUUGCCAGAUGCUAGGUUUGUCUCAUACGGAAGAAACAGAUACACAUAGUGAACUCUUAGAUAAACACAUUGCCAGUCAGUAUAAACAGAUAAAGGACAAUGAGGAUUCAAAUUGGAGACCGCUGAUCAAUGAAGAUUGUAAUUUUAGCCAUUGUCCUACGCUUCUACAUUUCGCAGCGGAGUACAACUUGAAAACAUUGGGCUCAGAACUUCUGAAGCUCCCAGAAAGUUUGGAUGCCUGCUUUGCUAUGAACAUGGACAAAAAGACCCCACAGGCAAUAGCCCAGAACAAAGAAUUUCCGGAAUUCGCUCAAAUGAUUAGAAGUUUCAUGAAAGUAGAAACAUUGAAAGGAAAUAUACAGAGGAAUAAAGAUAGCGGUAUUGUCGAUGAUAAGAAACUUCCAACUAUACCAGAAUUCCAAGAAGAAAUUGAAAACAGCGGAAAAGAAAAGAAACCAUCUUCUGGGGAAAAACCUAGCCUUUGGUCAAGAUUGAAAAUACCAACAAUUAUGAAAACGAAGAAGAAGUCUUCCAAAUCUGAGGGUAGAAUGCAUAGUACCUGUUCGGCACAAGACUUACAUAUGCAAUACAGUACAACCAAUCCUAGUGAAGGAGGUAGCCAUGAAGCUGAUGAUAAUGAGGAUGAUUCUACAAACGAACCAAUCUCAAAUUCAUCAGAACAUCAUUUGAUACAUAGUAAAUCUUGGUCUGGACCUGGUAUGACAAAGAUGUGACAUUUAUUGUGUGCUUUGACGCCUUAUGACAUUGUUGUGCAGCUAUAUACGGAACAUGUGCAUUAUUGUUUAUCAAUUAGGUAUUCGAAAUUUACAACAACCCUGAAAAAGUAAAUAAAAGCUAUAUAUAUAAGCAAUAUAAUUAAACUGCAGAUAUGAGUGUCACUCUCUGAUACUCACCGGUAUAUCCUUAUUGUUAAAAGAAAUUUUGUAGAGUGUAUAAAAAUAUUGUGACAAAAACUACAUUUUAAAUGGGCAUUACGACUGACAAUUUUAAGUAGAAAAAUAUUUUCUGCAUAAAGUAUUUUGAAAUGCAAAUGAACAAAGUUGUCUUUGUUUGAUAUUGCUUACUGAUUUUUCCUUUUUAAGUCAAAAUAUUGUAAUUGAAUGAUUUUCUUUAUUAUAACAAGGAAAUAUUUCACUGGAUUUUAUGGAUUCAAAAUUCAAAAUUAUAUAUUGGCACAUUUACCAGUUACGGGUAAUAUGGCAGCUGUUUUCCAUUCGUUCCGUUGUCAGUUUUAUGGAUUUUUCCACUUUACUUUUUGAAUUUACCCUGGAGAUCGGUAUUUUUUGCUAAUACAUUUUUACUACAUAUUUUCAUUUAUCAAAUAUUUUUACAACUUGACGCAUGUUUUACUUCAUUCUUACAUUUUUUCAUCCCACAUAGCCGCAUUGAAAAAUAUACGGAGAAGUCUACUCAUUUAUCACGUGGGUGUUUUUGUGUUUAAAUACAAGUGUACUUGCCCUUGAAUAAAUUGUUUCUUAUUUAUGAAUGAAUGUAAAAUGUCUCGUGAUUUAACGAUAGCUUCAGUAAACAUGAUAUUAGUGUGUUAGAAUGGUAUUAUUUUACGCUAUUUAAGUUAAACGGAUGCCAAGAUGUAUUCAAUUUAAAUUGCGUACUUGUUAUCUGUUCAAGUAUCAGUUUGUUAAUAAAACAUAUACUCAGAUGAAUAUGAAUAUGACAAAGUAGUUUAGAUGCGCAUUGAAUAAAUUUAGAGGUGGUGGAGCGAAAUUGUGACAGGAAGAUAUGAAGACGUGAAUGUAUAUGAAAGUAUAUGUAUGCACAGUAUGUUACGAAAAAAUUAAACACUAAAAUCAUGUCAUAAUGAUGAUUAGUUAUAUACCAAUUUACGAGAUACAUGUACUAUUGUCCAAAUUUUAAUAGUUGGACUGAUUCUGAGAAAAAUUAUAAAGUAAGUUUCUCAUAAAUCUAAAGAGUGGUUCUUACAAUGUCUGUAAUUUGUAUAUUGUUUUGUGAUGCAUACAAUUUAGUGAUUCUGACAAAUGACAAAUGACAAAUGUAUGUUUUUUUGUUAUGUUCAAAUGUGUUAUUUGAAUUAUGGUUUGAAGGAAGUGAAUAAUGAAAAUUUAUCUUUU